Homalodisca vitripennis (glassy-winged sharpshooter) is the source of this 1556-nucleotide messenger RNA. Its product is annotated as mucin-4-like. The coding region runs from base 42 to 1541 and encodes 499 amino acids. The transcript has 2 exons. Lineage: Eukaryota; Metazoa; Arthropoda; Insecta; Hemiptera; Cicadellidae. The record is from RefSeq and is a predicted model, not a curated record.
ACCCACUUCCUUAAAUAAACAGGAGAUGACCAGUGUCAGAGAUGAAGCAGAGGUAUCAAGUCCAACCUCAGUCCGAGACUCCUCAGCAGGAAGAUGCAUCCUUCAGGGUGUGCCUAUGUACCAUGCUGGUGAUUCUGGCGUUGUUCGGACUCACGUCUUUCUUCCUCUGGUUGUCCAUCGACCCUCAGAGAGGUCCAGACAAGGUUUCUGGAGAUAAUCCUGCGUCUGACUCUUCAUCUUUGUAUGGCCACGUGAAGCAAAACCCAACAACAACCAGAGAUGAUCCAUCUAAAGAUAAAGAAAAAGUGCAAACACAUGACUCAGUUAUUCAUAAUGAAACAGUAGUGACAAACCAUCCUUCGACUGAUCAUGUAACUGAGACAUCCACUAGAACUACCCCUGUAUCAAACACAAAAAUAAGUGUUAAAACAAAACAGGCCCAAACUACAACAUCUCAUUCUCCAUCAGAAGUCACCACCAAAGUCCCUAUUGUCACUAUAAUAAACGAGACUGAGACAUCUAAAUCUACAACAGUUGACGAAACUGAGUCAUCAACUGGUUACUACAUCAACAAUCCAGUGACUUGGAACUCAGAGGGAAUUUAUAUUGAUGAUAAUGUAACAGAAGAAACUAAUGAAUCAUCAACUACCUCUUAUAUCAAUGAUCCAGUUAUAUUCAAUUCAAGUCAAUCUUAUUUCAUUAACACAUCUGCUGUAGAAUCAAGUGAGACAACUAGUUAUUAUAUUAGCAAUCCAGUAGUGUGGAAUCCUGGCUCAUCAUAUUUUGAAAAUACAACAUCUGUUAGUGAAAGUAAUCUUAAAGUUACAACAGAAAGCUCAACUGAAAGUUUUUCCCAACUCAAUUUGACUGGUAUCCCUCAGAAAACUGAAGACAGUAGUGUAAUUUCAUCAACAAUUACCACAACUGAAGUUCAAUAUAUCAUUCAAAACAACAGUUUAAUAGACAAAAUCAAUAAACUGGUCAAGGAGUUUGAAGUCGAAACAUUUUCAACAACUGAAAAUGAUGUUGAUGAGAGCGAAGACAAUGUAGGGAAGAAUAUGAUGAAAUCUGAAAGACUUGUAGUUCCCUUUGAGACUACUACUGAAGAAGUUUCUUCCAUUGUAACACCAGGUUCAAGCUCAAAUACUGUAGCUAAUGAAUCAAAUAUAACAGAAUUAACUUCCACACAUAGUACUAUCACAAACUCUUCUGUAGAUGAUACUGCAGCUAAUGAAUCAGAUAUAACAGAAUCAACUUCCACACAUAGUACUUCCACAGAAUCUUCUGUAGAAAAAGCUGAAACUGUAACAGAAGAAACUGCUACCUCAGCUUUGAGUGAAAAUUCAACAAAGAACACUGAUUAUGAAGAAUAUACCCCACAAGACAGUUCUACAUCCUCAGAAGCAGUGUUCAUGAGUGAAACAUCUACAGCUCGGACUUGUUCUAUUCCUGCUGCACCUGCAUGUCCAGUCUGCCCAACCCUGCAGAAUCCGACUACAACUACUGUCACAGAGACUACACCUGCAAUAGGUCAGUCAUAGAAUGCAUAUAUAUAC